Peronospora matthiolae is the source of this 1329-nucleotide messenger RNA. The record is from the annotation of a GenBank genome assembly. NCBI's taxonomy places the organism in Eukaryota, Oomycota, Peronosporomycetes, Peronosporales, Peronosporaceae.
AUGGGCCUCAUGGACACGAGCUCCAGUCGCAAUCCCACGACCCACGACGUCGUCGUGACUGCUUCCUUCCAUCCCAAGACGCACGAGACCUCGAAUCGAGCGUGGAUCUGGCCCACCAAGCAGCAGCACAAGGUCCAGGUCCAAGCAUCCCCAAGCUCAGCUGAUCGUCAACUUGCAUCUUUCAAACGCCGCAACGGACCUCCCAAUGCUCUCCGCAAGAGCUCCAGUGACCGUCCAUUGACCUCGCCCGAGCGACGGCAAGAAGUCCUGGCUACUACCGGUGGCAGUACUAACGUCCUCAACGAGGUAUCUACCUGCAAGAAGAAGAAGAAGACAAACCGGACUUAUGAAGACGAAGUCCAGCGCCGCGAGCGCAUUACAGCGCGGGCUGAGGAGAUUCUCCUUGAAAAACGCUGUGUGGGAAUGCUCGUUGGAGCCACGUGCCCUGUCUGCCUGACAGACGACGUGGACACGCAGUUGUCCGAGUGUGGCCACGUGAUCCAUGCCAAGUGUAUCAAGCGCUGGAUCCAGUCGGGCACGUACUGUCCCGUGUGUCGAGAAGAGGUUGUGGACAUUGAAGAGGCGUUCACGUCUCCAAGUGUCGCUUCAAUGACGAUGACAAAAGACCGGCUCAUGUCAUCGUCCGAAGCUACGUACUUACCGGAAGAUGAAGAUGACGACGAAGACGAUGCUGAUUACGAGUGGGGCUGGUUCAAAGACUUUGACGAGGGCGACGACGAGCCCAAUGCUGCCAGCGCGUCGAUGCUAACUAAUGGUAGCUUUGCUGCACGACGGUCAUUGCUGACGACGUUCCCAGGUGGUGCAACGAGUCGACAGUCGUUAACGACCACGACAACGCCAAUGCUGAAUCGCAAGAUGUCGAGCACGUUUGACAUGUGCCGGACAUUUCCACCGCUCCAUGAGGUCUAUGACUUGCCGUACCAUAAGAGCAAGUACCCGUGGAUGCGCGUAUUGCCGUCCGAUCGUCACAUUGCGGUCAAGAUUCAGAUCCGGAGUUUUCGCAUCGUGGAAGCCAAGACUUCCAAGGCACAGCACGCCGAGUACCUCAUUGAGAUGCAACUGGAUGGCCGCUACAUCAGUCGCUGGUGUCGGUACUCGGCCAUUUACCGCUUCGUAUGGUCGCUCGACCAGAACCAGUUCCGGCAAUCGAUGGCAGCGUGGCAUCCUAUUGACGCCAAGAGCCGGUGGUUCAACCGCCUUGAACUGAGCUAUUUGCACAAACGGUGCCGAAUGCUCGAGGCUUUUGCACACAAGUUGCUGAUCGAGAGCCCGAACGCACAUCCACUCGCUGGUCUAAUCGAGUGCUAA